This is a messenger RNA of Eruca vesicaria subsp. sativa (arugula), 1396 nucleotides long. NCBI's taxonomy places the organism in Eukaryota, Viridiplantae, Streptophyta, Magnoliopsida, Brassicales, Brassicaceae. The record is from the annotation of a GenBank genome assembly.
UUCAUUGAUAUGGAUUCUUAUUAAAUAUUCAUUUAUUUAUUUAGGUCGAUCCCCUCUUAUUGCCUUUGAUAGUUCUCUUCUCAUUUGAGUACUCUCUCUUAUUGCUCCCAAGUUUCUUUUUUCUUGUUUCCUCUUUUAUUACAAGAGAUAUGUGGAAUCUUAACGACUCACCUGAUCAUCAUGAAAAAUCCGACGGUAGAGGGAACCGGGCUGGAGACGUGCCAAUAUCGAUGAGCUCAUCGGCCACGUGGCUCUUGUCUGCACCUCCGGUGACCCGGCAAUUUUUUCCAUGUCAAAGCAUGGAACAUGAGGCUGGAGGAAUAUCUGGGUCCAGUUUCAGUAAAAGCCAAUGUGUUGUUAGGUCCGAUCCUAGCGGGUCGGGUCAAACUGAAAAUCCAGAGCCGGAGGUAACACCACCGGUAAAGAAGAGCCGACGUGGUCCUCGCUCACGGAGCUCUCAGUAUAGAGGAGUUACCUUUUACCGACGAACCGGAAGAUGGGAGUCACAUAUCUGGGACUGUGGGAAACAAGUGUACUUAGGUGGAUUCGACACCGCACAUGCCGCUGCUCGUGCCUAUGAUCGAGCCGCAGUGAAGUUUAGAGGUGUAGAUGCAGAUAUCAAUUUCGACAUUGAAGACUACGUGGAAGAUUUGAAAAAGAUGAGCAGUCUGACAAAGGAAGAGUUCAUGCAUGUAAUUAGAAGGCAAAGCACUGGGUUUCCAAGAGGCAGCUCUAAAUAUAGAGGAGUCACUUUGCAUAAAUGUGGAAGAUGGGAAGCUCGAUUGGGUCAAUUUCUCAACAAAAAGUACGUUUAUUUGGGUCUGUUUGAUACCGAGAUGGAAGCUGCAAGAGCAUACGAUAAAGCGGCAAUAAAGUCUAAUGGAAAAGAUGCUGUUACCAACUUUGACCCUACAUUAUACGAUGAGAAAAACAGCCCAGAGAAGCAGUGGAGUGAUCAUAACCUCGAUCUAAGUCUAGGUGAAUCAAACUCGGAAGAGUUUGGAACCAAAUCUGAGACUGGGAGCAUGAGGAAUAGGAGUAGAGAUGAGGAAACACAGUUAGGGAGCCAUCUCUCGCUAGCGAUGACGACCGUAGGAUCGGAAAAGCGAGUGGAAGUGACAGCAUCAUCAGGAUUCUCUCCUCGCUUUCCUCCUUGGAACCACCACACUCCUCGCACUUUCCACUUCUUUCGUCCCUGAUUCACCAUCAUCAUCACAGUCAUCAUCUGAGUUAGUUGUGAGUAUAUGUUUUGGAGAAACUGGGCUAUCCCAGGGCCUAUUUUGGGCUGUGUGGUGUAUAUAUAUUACAUAUAUAUGUUCUUGAGCCCAUUUAAGACUUUUCUUUUGGUCAUUUAUUCAUACAGCAAAUAUUCUUGACUACAUAUAGGCCUGGACAA